AAAAUGAUCUUAAAUGUCCUCAAAUAGGACCAGAAACUAGUUGAACUUGUUCUAGCUUGUCUUUACGUACUCUGGGUGUUGCGCCAAUAGGAUUGUCUUGGGGUGAUUUUUCAGCCAAUCAUAUAGACGGGGCGGGGCUUAUGCGUAUACAGCUUUGUGACAGGCAGGGCCACCAGAAAGACCCCCAAACAUCCUCAACAUUCACGUCUUCUUGCUUGGCUUCGUUAUUUGGGAGCGAACGUUUAAGACCGCCAGCUGGAGGAUGGCGGCAGAGUACCGGCGCCCCCUUGUGGCGGUGGCCUGCAUGCUACUGUGGCACGCAGCAGGUGUCGGGUCCAUGCCGGACCCCAAGACCAGGGAGGCGCUCAUACAAGAGGAGGCCUCCCGGCAGACCGGGGGUCAGAUGGUGCUGACGGACUCGGAGAAGCUUCUCGAUGCCCGGUUGUCUAAAAUGAAACAAGAGGAGCUGGCGAGAGCCCAAUUCCCUCCAUCCAUGCACUUCUUUCAGGCCAGACCUUUAAUCCGCAGCAGCCCCGUCUUCCACCUGCUGCAGAAAAUGCCCAAAGGUGGAGCGCUGCACGUCCACGACCUGGCCAUGGGGGACCCGGCGUGGCUGGUGAAGAACGUGACGUAUCGGCCCAACUGUUACAUGUGCGUCACUGACAAACUCUCGGUCAGGUUCAUCUUCUCAUCGGGGCAGCCUAAACCCACACCGGCGUGUUCGUGGGUGCUGCUGGCUAGCCUGAGGAGCAAACUGAGCAAUGUCACAGAGCUGGACCACAGCAUUCUGGCCAACCUGACUCUCUUCACCGAGGGCGAUCCCGCGGCUCGGUACCCCAGCCAGGAUGUGGUUUGGGGGAAAUUUGAGCAAGCCUUCAUGGCCGUGACGGGUUUGAUCACGUACGCUCCUGUCUUCAGAGACUAUUUCUACCACGGCCUCAAACAGUUCCACAUGGACAACGUCAUGUACGUGGAGGUCCGCGCUCUGCUCCCGCAGACGUACGAGCUGGACGGGAGCACACACGACUCGGCGUGGGCACUGACGACCUACGGAGACGUGACCAGGGACUUCAUAGCGGACCACCCGGACUUCUUUGGAAGCAGAUUCAUCUUCGUCGUUCACAGGGGAACGAAUGCAUCUGCAGUGAGGAGAGUUGUAGAGGUGGCCAUGAAGCUUCACAGGGACUUUCCAGAUCUCAUGGUUGGCUUUGACUUGGUGGGCCGCGAGGAUCAAGGAAAGCCACUUUGGUAUUUCCGGGAGGCUUUGUCGUUGCCAGCGGAGAGGGGUGUGACGCUUCCCUACUUUUUCCACGCCGGGGAGACCAACCUGGAGGGCUCAGACGUGGACCAGAACUUGCUGGACGCUCUUUUGUUUAACACGUCCCGAAUCGGCCACGGGUUUGCUCUGACGCGCCAUCCUUUGGCUCGAGAUCUAUCCAUGAAGAGAGGCGUGGCUGUGGAAGUGUGUCCCAUUUCCAACCAGGUGCUGAAGCUGGUAGAAGACCUGCGAAACCACCCUGCUGCUGCCCUCAUGGCCCAGAACCACCCGAUGGUCAUUAGUUCCGACGAUCCGGCAAUGUUGGGUUCGUCGGGCCUCUCCUACGACUUCUACGAGGCUUUCGUGGGCUUCGGCGGGAAGAGGUCCCACGUGGGAACCCUCAAACAACUGGCCAUCAACUCUAUCGUGUACAGCUCGUUGGGCCCCGAGAUGCAGAGCAAAGCUCUGGAUGCGUGGCAGAGGAAGUGGGACAAGUUUGUGGCGGAAAAUGCUUUUCAGAAACGAUGCUGCGGUGAUAACAAUAUUUUUACACAUUAAGGACUCGCCCUGACGCCAAGUCCUGCUUGGCCUGCUUGAUUCUGCUUGGGUUGUGAGAGGUUCAAUUCCCGUUUUGCUGCUAACACAAACAUUUUCCAAUUCUUAGUUUUUUUUUGCUGGGAAUUCUGGUUGAUGAUCAGCAAUGUCUUAUUUUCAAUUUUAACGCACAUCACCGCCCCCUGCAGGACUGGAGUGGAAGAGUCUCCCUGACAUGUCAUGUUGAUGAUGUAAUGACGCCAUGGAGGCUCCAUGUCGUGUUCCUGUGUGCUUUUACUAAAGUUAAAGUGUUGUAUCACGUGACUCAGGAAAUUCCUGACAAUUUUGUCUGGGACAUUCGUGAAUAAAAUGUCCAUUUCAAAUAAA
This is a messenger RNA of Doryrhamphus excisus (bluestripe pipefish), 2179 nucleotides long. NCBI's taxonomy places the organism in Eukaryota, Metazoa, Chordata, Actinopteri, Syngnathiformes, Syngnathidae. The record is from RefSeq and is a predicted model, not a curated record.